CCGGACAGCGGGCAUCGGGUCACCAGGCAUCAAGUCAUUUGGCUCGACAGCGAGCACCGCGUCAUCUGGCAAGGCAGUGGGCUCCGAGUCAACUGGGGCAUGACCGCGGGCACCGGGGCAGAGACAUUGAAUCGUCUGGCUGGACAGCGGGCAUCGGGUCACCAGGCAUCAGGUCAUUUGGCUCGACCGCGGGCACAGCGUCAUCUGGCAAGGCAGUGGGCUCCGAGUCAACUGGUAUGGACCGCGGGCACUGGGUCAGACAUUGGAUCGUCUGACUGGACAGCGGGCAUCGGGUCACCUGGCAUCAGGUCAUUUGGCUCGACAGCGGGCACCGCGUCAUCUGGCAAGGCAGUGGUCUCCGAUGUCAACAGGCACGACAGUGGGCACCGGGUCAUCAGGUACCGGAUUGUCUGGCUCGACAGCGGGCAUCGGGUCAUCAGGCAUCAGGUCAUUUGGCUUGCCAGCGUAGGCACCGCGUCAUCUGGCAAGGCAGUGGGCACCGAGUCA
Messenger RNA from Staurois parvus, 507 nucleotides. NCBI's taxonomy places the organism in Eukaryota, Metazoa, Chordata, Amphibia, Anura, Ranidae. The record is from the annotation of a GenBank genome assembly.